GGGUUGCUUUAGGAUGGCACUUCACUCUUCAGGCACAAGCUGCCAGCAGCUCCUUGGCAGCUGCAGCCCAUGCCAGCUGUACCAGGGCUGCCCACAAUUUCCUCAGGCCCUGGGAAUGCGAUCAGAAGCUUCCAAAAGUCCCCGGUGUCCUUGCCUUGCUGUCCAAGCCCUGGAGACGCAGCUGAGGACAUUCUGCUUUGUGUCUCUAGGACGUAUGUCUACGAUUACAACAAUAACAGAUGGUAAGAAUGGAUCCGUUCCAUCAUCCAUGAGAAUGGGCAAGAAAUCAGUUACAGAAGACCUUGUGACAACAUUCAGCUCCCCAGCAGCAUGGCUUCUUGUUGUGGCUCUGAUUGUUACCUGGUCAGCAGUAGCUAUUGUAAUGUUUGACUUGGUGGAUUACAAAACCCUUGCAGCCAGCUAUUCACAACAUUGCGAUGAUCCCUGUUUACCACCUGGAAGAUCUGUUAACAAGCUCAGCACAGAACCACUGAGAAUCAUUCAUGAGACAUUGGAAGAAUCCACUGAUUGGCUUUAUGGCUUUAUUUCUUUACUGUCUGACAUCGUAUGGAGUGACGAUGAUGACAGUGAUGAAGGUGAAGUGGAAUCUUCCUUGAUAAAAGAAAUUCAUAAAGAGAAAACAGAGAGAUAUGAAAAACGAACAACGCCAAAAGUAAUUCACAGAGAAAAGCCACAAAAACAAGAAAGAAAUGAAAGGAAGGAACAUCUGAAAGUGACACACAAAGACAGAUCAGAAAAACAAGAAAAACCUGAAAAAAGAGAGAGGCAUACAGUAAUUCACAGAGAGAAAUCUGAAAAGUCAGAAAAGCAUGAAAAAAAAGCACCUCCUAAAGUAAUUCAGAAACACAAACUUGAAAGACAUGAAAGAACUGAAAAGAAGCCUCCUCCCAAAGAGGAGAAGAAAGUAAAGAGCACCAAAGUGGAAACAAAAGUUAAAAAGGAAGUGAAGGAUGGAAAAGCAGAAGCAAAGAUGGCUGAGAAGGUCAAGCAGACAGAGACUAAAACAACAGAAGUUGGGUUAAUAAAAGCCAAACCGAAAUUUAAGGAGGAGAAAGCUCUUCAGACUCUUACUAAAUCGGAAAAGAAAGAUCAAUAUGCAUUCUGUCGCUAUGUGAUUGACAUGUUUGCGCACGGGGAUUUUUAUCCAGGACAUAAGGAAAUGGUAUCACCUCGUCUUCUUCUAGAACAUAGUCCAAGAAAGAAACCAGCAGCUAUUGAAGAGAGGAAGGAGGAAAAGAAAAUGAUGGAUGUAAGGAGGACUACCACUGAAACUAAGAAGAAAGAAAAAGAAGUAAAAAAAGAGAAAGCUCAAGAGAAGACAGCCACCCCUGAAAUUAAAAAAGCAGGGACUCAAGGGCAUGAAAGGCACUAUGUGAGCUUAAAGGGAUAUGUUCUUAGAGAUAAAAAAGAAGCUGCUGUUACCAAAGAACCCAGAAAGCCAGCAAAAGCCCCUUCAGCUUCUCCAGCCACUAAAAAAACAGCAGCACCAGAGCAACACAAGAAAGAAAAAAUUGUGGAAACUGCAUCUGUGGAAACUCUGAAGUCAAAAACAGUACAUGAAAAGAAGGAAGAAAAAGCAACAAAGGCAGCAGAGCAAGAUAAACCAAAGAUGAAACAUGCAAAUCCUGGAAAAGAGAAAGAACUGAAAUAUUCUGCUGCUACCAAGGAUAAAGAACGUGAUAAAGAAAAGGAAGGAAAGAAUUCUACAGCUUUGAAAGAUAAAGAAUCACUGAAAGGAAAAAAUCCCAAGAAUCCAGAAGGGUCAAAGGAAAAAGGGACUGGUAAAAGAAAAGAUGCAAUGCCUCCAACAGUCUUAAAGGAAAAGGACUCUUCAAAAGGAAAGGAAAUGAGAGUUCCAGCUAUGACAAAGGAGAAAGCUGCAGUGAGGAAGCAAGAGGAGAAGAAAGGCACUUCAGAGAAACCUCACGAACACAAGCACGAACAUAUUAAACAUGAAAAAUCAAUCUCUCACACUAAGCCAGAGGAGAAAAUUAAACAACAAAAGACAGCUCCCACCGAGAAGUCAGUCCAGGCAAAGCCAGCAAAGCAUGAAGCAGUCAGGCAUGAAAAAGAUGUUCCAUCUACAAAGCCAGUCAAACUGAAAACAACUGCAAAGUCAACAGGUGAAAUCCCAAUAACAGCCCCGAAAAAAAGAAAGACGUCUAAGGAAAAAGAAGAAAAAGCAACUGAGAAGAAACAUCUGAAAGUUGAAAAACACAAAGGAGGUCCACCAGCAAAAGAAGCUCCAAGACACCACAACCUGACAUCAGCUCCUGUCCGCUACUUUCAAUGUGUUUUCAUAAAUGGACCUAACGGAUUUGGACUGCAGCUUCCUACCAACCCCUCCUCAGACAAGGAAGAAAAGAGUCACUCAAAGAUUUCCAAGAGAAAGACAAGGAAACCAGGGCAGUAGAGAGACUGAGUCCUGUGAUUGCUCGCAUUUUGCACAUUAUCUUUUCUGCUGAGGUCCACAGUAGUCACAGUGGUACUUGUCAUUGCAAGAAUGUGAUCCACUUGGCACAUGUACCUGGAAAAGUUUCCAUGAGACACAGGCAAAGCAAACAGUAAUAAGCUGUGUUUGACAAAGGUAGAGAAGUAAAAGCACCCCAUUUCUCAUGUGGAAAUGCUGCUAACAAAGCAUUGGCCUGAUUGUGUGUGUGAGCGUGUGUGUGAUUUCCUGCCUCUUUUGCUCCUCCUUUUUUUCUUUACCUGCUCAGCAUUAACGUCAGUCUGUUUUUCAUUUAUUCUUAACUAGGGAGUGAGAGGUUGAACAUAGCUUUUAUAUCAGCAAGAUUGCAAGACUACCUGCAAUUCUAAAUCACUUCUUCGUAAAGUUCAAUCAAAUUGCUGACAGGAGAAAGCCUCACUAAAUCAUGAAAAUGUGCCCUGCAACUGGUGCUAUUUUUAUGUCUCAUUGACCAGUGUGGUUUGAAGUUCACAAUUGCUAUCAGCAGCUCAGCAUACUACCAGUAAGUUGAUUCUUCAAGUCAUGCUAAUGAUGAAUAUUUCUGUUUAGCCUGAAGCAGUUAAAGACACUGUGUGUUUGACCUGCCUGCUGGCAAAAUACAAAUAGUUCACGUUAUAAAGCCCAAAUUGAGAAGAGAAAGUAAAACAACAUGGCAAAGGUGAGAAAAAUCGAUGUUUUAUCAACAUGAAGAUCCCAAGAAACAAGCAAAACAAAACAAAAAUUUUUCCUGUGGGCAAAUCCGAUCAAUUUGCAGCAAAAACCAUGAAAAUUGAGAAUAUACCAGCCAAUCAUUUGCUGUUAGCAUAAGAUGAAAAGCUGUGAUGUAUGAUGCUGGUCACAACAUGAAACCAAUCCAAAUACCCAGUGGUAUACGUGCCAGUUUGUUACAGUGUAAACUGCUAUGCGUUUUCUCAAGCGUCUGUAUGUUUGCAUUUAAUAUGAAAGGUACGGCAGUGAUCUUAGAGACAUAGCUACCAGCUGAAGGAGUAUGAUGCUCAUUGUACAACUGGAUACUUGCAGAAUCUGAUCACACCUGUAACAAUCCAUUGCUCUAUUUUCUGCGUAAUUCUAGGCAAUAUCACUGCUUUACCCCAUUCUCUCUGCCUGCCAACCCAUUCAUAUCUAAAUUAAAUAAUUGACUCACAUGUGUUUCAGACAACUGAAUCUCUGACAAACUCAUGCAAUUCAGAUCGCUUUGUUGUUGCGCAGCUGAGUCAAGUUGACACUGAUUAUUGAUCAUGGCCUCAUGUAGACUGAGAUGCAGUCCCAUAUUGUAUAUGUCCUUUGCUGUAAAAUCUGUGAUUGCAACAAGCAGCUUAGACAGUGGUUUCUGAAAAGAGAUAGGAACAUUCUCUAUGAGUAGCUCUUCCCACACUGGAGCACAUGGCAGACAAAAAAGUUCAGGCCUCCGCUGUUACCUGUGAAAUCAGUUUUGCAGAUGUACAGGGAUAUAGAGCUGUUGGCAGAGAAUAUUUCAUGAUAAAAUGUCACUUGUUAAUUUUCUUUCAGUAGGCCUUUUUAUAUUUCCAGUGUUGCUUUGUUUUGGUGUUUUUUUCCCCCAGUUUAUGAUUAUGUGUAUAAUACUAUGGAUGUUAGUGCCCUCGGCUUUUAUUGUGAAAGCUGUCUUAAAAUAAGACUAUAACUUUCCAGAAAUCAUUUAAUUUAGUUUAGGACUUUAUCCAACUUCAAUAUUUUACUGCACUAUAAGCCUUCAUUCUUUUCAACUUCUUUUACCACAUUCAAUUCCAUACACUAUGAUUAGCCAUAACACUUUUUCUCAUUUGAGUUGAGAGAUGGCAAGGUUAUGUUUCAUGUAUCAUUCCCAUAAUGUCUCAGCUAUACAUCUGAGUGCUCUGUAAACAGAAAUACUGAAUAUCACUGAAAAAGUAAUAUAAAAUAAGCUAUUUAUUUUUCUUCCCUAAUAUCAAUCUGAUUUCCUCUAAGAACAGAGGAAACGUUUGCGCUCCCAAAAUGGCAAGCAUUUUUCUCUUUAAAUUCAACUGGAACCUUAAAAAGUAUUAUGUGAAUUGCAUGGCUUUAGUCAAAUUAGCCUGAAGUAUUUCAAAAUCAUAUGCUGAUUGUUAUCUGUUUUGAGAAAUAAAGAAUAUGUACUCUGUU
Molecule: messenger RNA, 4606 nt
Organism: Gallus gallus (chicken)
Lineage: Eukaryota; Metazoa; Chordata; Aves; Galliformes; Phasianidae
Gene: TRDN
Product: triadin
Exons: 39
Coding region: 14-2434 (806 amino acids)
Cellular component (GO): membrane; sarcoplasmic reticulum
Molecular function (GO): signaling receptor binding
Source: RefSeq, a predicted model, not a curated record